AGCAGCGAGCACCGUCCCUUAUGCAAAUGAAACCGGAAGAAAACGUCAUCGUUGGCCAAUCUGAGCGCUCUGAAGUGACAUAAUGGAAUUUUUGAGGAUAGAAAACUUGCAAAUGCGUAUUGACGCCCAUAGAUAACAUUUUACGCGCCGGGCGAAGAAACAACAAGGAUGUUUUAAUAAAGAACAAUAUAAAUCGCUCAAGUGAAGAUACUACGUUAUAUAAAAGCACAAGGGAGGAAAACAAACAAAAGAAAUGGGUCUUUCGGAUACCAAACCCGGCUCAUCCCUCCACAGGGUGUAGUAUGGGAACAAGAAUAGGACGAUUGCUAUCCAAGGAAUAUAUCAUCCAUAAUGAUGAAGAAAGACAUGAGUUUGAACCUCGACGACCAGAACAGCUCCAGUCUAAAGCCAGACCUCCGGGAUGCCGAGGGAAUACUUAAUUCACCCGACUUGGGACUCCUAAAGUUGGCUUCUCCAGAGCUGGAGAGGCUGAUCAUCCAGUCCAAUGGGAUGGUGACCACCACGCCGACCUCCCAGUUCGUCUACCCGAAGUCGGUGAGCGACGAGCAGGAGUUCGCAGAGGGUUUCGUCAAAGCCCUGGAGGAUCUCCACAAGCAGAACCAGUUAAACGGAGGGCCGUGCGUUCCCCCGACGCUCAACAGACUUACCACCGGCGCCACCCUCGCUUUGCCCACGGAUCUUCCCGUGUACACGAACUUGAGCGCGUAUGGAAGUACCAGCGUGAACUAUUCCACGGACACCAUUCACUUCCCACCGCCGCUGUCCGCGCACCCAAUGGCUGCGCAACAGCAGCAGCAGCCGCCCAAGGACGAACCGCAGACCGUGCCGGACAUGCAGAGCUUCGGCGACAGUCCGCCGCUCUCCCCCAUUGAUAUGGACACGCAAGAGCGCAUUAAAGCCGAGAGGAAGAAACUGCGCAACCGGAUCGCCGCUUCCAAGUGCCGCAAGAGGAAACUGGAGCGGAUAUCACGACUUGAGGACAAAGUAAAGAGCCUGAAGACACAAAACACGGAGCUGGCCUCCACGGCCAGUGUGCUGAGAGAACAAGUGGCACAGUUAAAACAGAGAGUCAUGAACCAUGUCAAUAACGGGUGCCAAUUACUGCCUAAUCAAGUUCAAGCUUAUUAGAGAACAUAUUUGGGGAGUUGACUUGCACGUUUUUUCUAACAUCAAGAUUUUUGGUUACAUUUACAUGUAAGCGAUAGGCAGUGUUGGGUAAGUUACUCUAAAAAAAAAAAAAAAAAAAAAAAAAGUAAUUAAUUACUAACUACUAAUUACAUCUUCUACAGUGUAAUUAGAUUACUGUACUAAUUACUUUGAAAAGUAACUGCAUUAUUUUUACUAAUUACUUUAUAAAAUCUUUAUCAACCUCAACCAGAUGAAAUAUACAAGGAUGGACAUGAAACUGUUCUUUUAAUUCUUUCAAAUAAAUCAUAUAAAAUCAAAUAAAUUAUUAAUGAACUGGCCAAAGAAUUUAAAGGGGCAGCGUUAAAUUAGAAAACACAUUUUAACAUUAGACGGUAAAUUUCGAUAUUAAAUUCACUAUUGUUUUAUAUAGAAUUGUCCUAUAGUCUAUUGAACACAAUUACAUCAGAAGUAAUUGUAAUUAAAUUACUGAAAAAUUAAGAGUAAUCCUUUACUUUUUUCAAUGAAAAAGUAAUUUAAUUACGGUAAUUAAUUACUUAGUAAUGCAUUACACCCUACACUGGCGAUAGGUUACGAGAGACCGUGCUAUAUUGUGAAGGUGUUGUUAGGCACGACGCGAUAUUCACAGAGUAUUAAUUCACAAAUAGAGUUUAAUUCGGCACGGCCUCAAGUGCCCCAUUGCAUAUGUGAAAUGAUAACUACAUAAAAUAUUUAGGGCUUUUUUUUUUCCAUUCAAACCAAGGGCGUAGCCAGGAAAUUAAUUUUGGGUGGGCCUCAAUAAAAAUGGAUGGGCCAAGUUUAAACAACAGAGAAGCGGCGCAAUUAAACUGUUCUUUCACACUUUCAGGAAAUCAGAAUUUAUCCAUUUUUAUUUUUUACUAUUUUAUAAAUAUAUAUUUGAAAUAUACAAAUCAAAGAAUAAUCUCUAAUAUUCUAGGUGGGCCUAAUUUGGGUGGCCCCGGCCCACCCUUGGCUACGCCACUGAACGAAACGUUAUUUUAUUGGGCAUAUUCAUUAAGCACUAUCCUUCCGUUAGAUGAUAUAGUCUUGCAGGUGAGCAGGAUUCACGUUAUUUAAAAAUCGUGUAUUUUGCCAAGAACACUGUAUUGAUCAAUCAUCAUUGGGACUGAAGCUAUCCGUUUUAGAAAUAUGUUUAUAUCAUUAUAAAUAUUUUAUUUAAUAGCUACCCAGAUAGCGCACGUAUGUGCAUAUGUCUACCAGAUGGCGCAUUCUAAUAAACAUCUGCUAAACAUCUUACAAAGGUCAGAUUUACAAGAAUUCUCAAAGACAUCUGCUAAAUGUCUUAUUGACAUCCGAGAGCAUACGUCUUAUAGAUGUAUUGCAGAUGAUCAAACAACCUUAAAAAAACGUCUUCCAUAUGUAUUUUGGAAGAUGUGUAUUCAUGUAUUCAUAUGUGUGUUGUAAACACACACAUCAAGUAGAUGUCUGGAUGAUGUACGUGUGCUAUCACGGUAGUUUCGGUCAACUAAUUAGUUCCACGAGUGCUGAUAUUUGGAACAACAGCACUGGAACGUUUCACUGUUUGUAUCGCUCCACUUAUAUGUGAUAACGAGGUAGUUGAUUGGCUGUCAGUCCUUGCGUUGCUUAGCAACACGCCAGGCUCGAUCGCGUUUUGUCUUGUUUUUAUUAUAGAACACAUUGUUAAUUAACAACUCGUUAUUAAUUAUGUUCUUUGUUGUUUUAUGAUAAUUUCAAAAAAUUUUCUGAGCUGCAUCCAUUAGCAUGUCACACUGCUUGACGUAUGUCAACUACCCAUUUACUGAUGUAUGGGGGUCACAAAAUAAACUCACCCUUCCAGUGACCAGUCAUGCUCUUUUGGACUGUUGUAAAAGACACUACAGGUGCUGAUGUUAAAAAAAUAUAUAUAUAAAAAAUGGUUUAAUAUGUUUACAACAUUUUGUAGCAAAUGGACUUAAAGCAUGCCCGAUUGCAUUGGAAGACAACUGCAAUUGUGCAACAUUAUUUGAUCUCAUCACAGAAGAUCCAAGCAGCUGUAUUUUGCAUUUGCAUGCCUGAGACAAGCUCAACAUGAGUGCAACCAAACCCAACAAAGAUGUCAUGCAUGUACGCUUCAUGUCUAAAGCCUUAUUUGGCAAUAAGCACUUAUUAAUCAAUGACUGUAUCUGUUUUAUAUACAACUAUUUACAAUGUCUUAUUUUAUGUUCUUUGGAAUUUUUCUGUGUUGUGAUGUAAACUUUUCACCUGUCAUGUGCUGUGUGCUGCAUUUUUACGUUUCCAAUGUGAUGAUGUGUACAUGAAGCAUCAUUAAAACCUGUUCAAUUCA
Messenger RNA from Myxocyprinus asiaticus (Chinese sucker), 3472 nucleotides. Its product is annotated as transcription factor JunD-like. The transcript has a single exon. The record is from RefSeq and is a predicted model, not a curated record. Gene Ontology annotation, biological process: regulation of transcription by RNA polymerase II; regulation of cell cycle; regulation of cell population proliferation. Bases 352 to 1149 code for a protein of 265 amino acids. Gene Ontology annotation, molecular function: transcription factor binding; DNA-binding transcription factor activity, RNA polymerase II-specific; RNA polymerase II cis-regulatory region sequence-specific DNA binding. Lineage: Eukaryota; Metazoa; Chordata; Actinopteri; Cypriniformes; Catostomidae. Gene Ontology annotation, cellular component: transcription regulator complex.